Molecule: messenger RNA, 2714 nt
Organism: Synchiropus splendidus (mandarinfish)
Lineage: Eukaryota; Metazoa; Chordata; Actinopteri; Syngnathiformes; Callionymidae
Gene: ro60
Product: Ro60, Y RNA binding protein
Exons: 8
Coding region: 125-1624 (499 amino acids)
Cellular component (GO): ribonucleoprotein complex
Molecular function (GO): RNA binding
Source: RefSeq, a predicted model, not a curated record
AGAAGAAGCCGGCUUGCAGUCUGAGCAUCGGGGCGAGGCCGCUGUCACUCGCCUAAACCGCGUCAAACUUGUCAUUAGCCUGCACACAUACAUAAAAAAAAAACCUGGUGCCUCUUGUGUGACAAUGGAACCUUCAGGAAAGUCUUGUUCCAGGAACCACACUCAGAAUGCAUCUGGUGAUGCAUGCUCAUGGGAAAUCAAUGACAAAGUCAGACUGUGCCGCUUCCUCUGCUAUGGCUCGGAGCAGAAAAAAUACACUGCUGGAGACGAGGGCCGUAUCAGUGUGGAAAACGCAGAAGCCCUUCAAUCGUUGCUUCAGGCUGGACAAGGCUCUGAGGUAGUGGAAGAGAUAAAGCGGUUUGCUCAAGAUGGCCGAGCCUCUAGGUUUGAGCCGUGUUUUUUUGCCUUGGCAUUGUGCUCCCAGCACUGUGAACUAAAGACCCGGCAGGCGGCCUUUAAAGCCCUGAAGGAAAUCUGCCAUGACCCUGCACAUCUGUUUACAUUUAUUAACUUCAAAACACAAUUGAAGGAGGGCAUGAAGUGUGGCAUCUGGGGUCGCGCUCUGAGACAGGCCGUGUCUGAUUGGUAUAAUGAGCAAGAUGCUGUGAUUUUGGCUGCUGCUAUGACCAAAUGUAAACAGAGGGAGGGAUGGUCUCACAGAGAUGUGCUGCGACUAUCUCACACCAAGCCAGUGCAUGAAGCUAUUGCUGUGCUCAGCAAAUAUGUGACAAAAGGGUGGGUAGAAGUGCAGCGUGCCUACAACGACAAAGAAAAUUCUGAAGAGGUUGCUAAAGUACUUGCAUAUUUGGAGGUGGUGGAGAAAGUAAAACACAGUUACGAUGAAACAGAAGUGGUUGCUUUGAUAGAGGAGCACAAACUGGAGCGGGAGAUGCUUCUGACAGACCACCUAAAGUCCAAACAGGUGUGGCAUGCGUUGUUAAAGGAAAUGCCUCUCCAAUCAAUUGUGAAGGCCUUGGGUAAGAUAGCUGUAAAUAAAGUUCUUGAGCCGGAGAGUCCAGAAACGCGGGCCUUGUGCGACAGGAUCCAGAGCGACACAGAAGUCAGAAAGUCAAAGCUUCAUCCUUUCAGCUUAUUAGUGGCCACUGAAAAGUACAAAAAAGGCCAGGGGUAUCAGGGAAAGACAAAGUGGAAACCAGACAGCGACAUCCUCAAGGCACUGGACUCUGCAUUUUACAAGAGUUUUUUGAACGUGAAUCCUGUUGGUAAACGCUUUGUCGUCGCCGUCGAUGUGAGCAGCUCCAUGAGCAGAAUUCUUAAAGGGACCUCAAUCAUCACUCCUGUCGCUGCUGCAGCAGUUGCCAUGGUCCCUGCAAAAAGCACAGACUGCACGCUCCCAGUUACUUGGGCCACGGAGAACAAAGAAGCUGUAGAUGUCUUCAUUGUUUUAACCAACAAUGCAUUUUGGCCAUUUUGCUCCAGCCCAGUGGAGAGUCUGAGGAAACACAGACAAACAACUGGCUCCACCUCCAAGUUGGUGAUUUGUGACUUGACCGCCAGCGCGAGCACGAUGGAAGACAUCGAUGACAGAGGACUGAUGAACCUCUGCGGCUUUGACCUCGGCGCUUUCAGCCUCAUCCACAACCUAGCUCUGGAUCUGAUCUGAUCCCAUCCAGUUUCACAAAAGUGCGUGUUCAGAACUCCGGAGAAGAAAAAGGAAAACACUUUUUGAGUGCCCAAAAAGUAAGAAAAGCAAAUAUGUCAUUUUUGUUGACAUUUGAAUUACUCAUGUAACAACUGGUUCUUGUGACAAUAUCCUUUUUAUAUUGUGUGAUCAACAGUGUCCAGCAGGCUGGACAGCAAAGUUAUUUGAAUUACCAGGUUUUUAUGACCACCUUUUUGACAGGUUGAACAAGGGCGUGUGGAACAGCAUCUGCCUGAUGGUAAAUAUUAGGAUACCGUCAUAUGUGUAGCAGAGUACAUAUGGAGCAGAGUUGGAAUGUUGUGACUGCAGAGCCACUGUAAGGUUAUUGUAGGACGAGUUACUAGAAUGCUUCUCUGAUAGGAUUCAGCACGUUUGUUGAGAGAAUUCAUAUUUAAUUAUGCCCUGUGGGCAAACUAGCACAUCUGUCUUGCAAGUUCAGAGCUCUUUCAAAAGAUUUGGAGUCACCGUCCUCAUUCAUGAAUUUGUUCAUGUAACAUUCAUCUAAUUAUACUAAGUUAUAGUUUUAUUAUUUUUAUUGUAGUCUGAUUGUCUAAUCCCAGAAUUGUGUGAUGUGACUAGUUCGUAUUUGUAAUCCAUUGUUUAUUUUUUGUUUUAUCUCUGAAUUUGUCAAAACACGUGGGAUAUUUGGGAGACAAUUCACGGACUUGUUUCACAAUCUCACUUCAGCGCAACAUGUGGCGUGUACUGUAUCACUUUAUACGGAAUGGGUUAAGAAGUUACUUCUGUCGAGGUGGACCGAAUCCUGUAGCAAUGUAUGUUUUUGUAUUUAGAGUGUUGGAAAACUGCAAACACUAACAGUGGGAUCCUAGACUUCCAUAAGGCUGUGCACACGUGUUUUUUCUGACUGAAGGGAAAAAUGUCAAUGUCAAAAUCUAUUUUAAGUCUGAAGUCGAACCCAUUGUUUUAUUGCCCAAAGGUAAACGUUGUUUAUUUUGUCAUUGCUAUUUUAGUGAUGUUCCAAACUCCCUUCUAUGACAUAAAUGUUGCAUACUUGUUGACAUGUGACUACUUGACUCUAAUAAACACCUUG